This is a messenger RNA of Bolinopsis microptera, 1006 nucleotides long. RefSeq names its product lamin-C-like. Bases 31 to 912 code for a protein of 293 amino acids. NCBI's taxonomy places the organism in Eukaryota, Metazoa, Ctenophora, Tentaculata, Lobata, Bolinopsidae. The record is from RefSeq and is a predicted model, not a curated record. The transcript is spliced from 8 exons.
AGUGAUCAGGCUGCUCAGAUUGCAGGAUAUAUGGGGGAGGGGGUGGCUGCUGGGGACCUCAGGUUACAAAACAGUUCUGCUGUAACAGAUGAAAACAGGAGUGUUUCAGUUAGAUCCCGCACCUCAACAGCAUCUUCUAAAUUAACGGACAAAAGUUCGACAAGUUCGUGUGAGAAUUACAUCAGAGAUCUGCGCCCACCACUUACAGUACUGCAACCGUCGCGCGACGCGUACGAGGCGUACAGUGCACAUGGCUCCUUUACCCCAAAUCCUAAGCGCAAGAUCACAAGAGAACAGCCUCCACCUGCUCAAUCCCCUCUCAAAAACAAGUAUCAAGAAGAAAUGCAGAUAGUUGAGGAGAAUAAGAAGUUAAGAGAGAAGUAUCAGGAUUAUAAGAACAAGUAUAAUAAUGUAUUAGCCCAGCGAAUAUCAAAAGAGAGUUAUUUGAAGCUGCAAGAAGAUUAUUACAAAAGUUUAAAGAAGACCGAAGAGUUGGAAGAGGUGUACAAAACUUCGAGCGAAGAAGUGUUGGCGCUGAAACAGCACAUUAACGACCUCAGCCAGGAAAAUAACACUCUCAAGAAGGAACUGGCGAUAAAGGAUCAAGUUAGCGAAGUGGACAAGCAAAUAAAGGAGGUUUGCAGGGAACUACAAGAAGCCAUGGCACGAGACAGAGAAAAGUACGUGGACCAAAUAGAACAAUUCACCGACAAGUAUGAAGACCUGGCUAAGACGUUCACCAACACUAUGUCCAAUAUGGAACAGAAAUACAAAGAAGAUGCGCUCCGACGAUCUCAACUUCACAAAGCUCAAAUAGACAAGUUUCACGAAAACUUUGCAAAUUUACAGAACCUUGUUGACAUAGCUAAAAUAUUUGAUUCCACCAGUAGUGAUGGAAACGGGUCCGUAUAAGUUUUGAGAUGUGUAGUUUUUGAUGUAACAUUAUUUUCGAUCAAGUAUCUAUGAUCAAAUAACAAUGAUGUAUCCAGACUUCCAGAACUUGAUA